This is a messenger RNA of Pistacia vera, 886 nucleotides long. RefSeq names its product deSI-like protein At4g17486. NCBI's taxonomy places the organism in Eukaryota, Viridiplantae, Streptophyta, Magnoliopsida, Sapindales, Anacardiaceae. Gene Ontology annotation, molecular function: deubiquitinase activity. The transcript is spliced from 3 exons. Gene Ontology annotation, biological process: protein deubiquitination. Bases 1 to 576 code for a protein of 191 amino acids. The record is from RefSeq and is a predicted model, not a curated record.
AUGGGCUCUCCGGCAGUCCAUGGUGUAGAAUAUGCCUUUGGAGCACAUGAUUACCAAACAAGUGGUGUCUUUGAUGUUGAACCACGACAGUGCCCUGGCUUCAGGUUUAGAAAGUCAGUAUUCAUGGGAACAACAUGCUUGGAUCCUGUUGAGCUUAGAGAGUUCAUGGAGCGCCAGUCUGCAAACUACAAUGGUGAUACAUAUCAUUUGAUUGCUAAGAACUGCAACCAUUUCUGUGAGGAUAUAUGUUAUAAGCUAACAGGGAACCCAAUUCCAAAAUGGGUAAAUCGUCUUGCAAGAAUAGGUUCACUAUGCAACUGCAUACUUCCCGAAGCCCUUAAAUCUACCACUGUGCAACAUGACCCUAAUUUCCAAGGAUGUGAAAGUGAGAAGAAGAGACUAAGAACUGCCUUUAGUUGCUGGUCAUCAAUCUCAAUGCCUCAUAAGGAAGUCUCAAUAUCUUCAUUGUUUCUGCACUCUCACUACAAAGGCUGCCUACCGCCGUGGGAGUUGAAGAGGUCUGAAAGUGGCUCAAUGAAGAAAUUAUCUAAAAAUGCCUCAUUGAAGAAACUAUAACACUUGCAUUUCAAUGCAUAUCAAUUGUAAAAGUACCAAUUUCAGCAUCUGCUCUGAAAUUCGGAUCCGGUCGAUGAUAUCACCUCCUGUCCUAUGUGAGCCUCUGAAAUGUAAAAUCUGUCAAGUUUGUGAUUCAAACUGUGAAAACAGAGUGCUGUACUCGUGUUUUUUCCUGUUUUUACUAGCAUGUGUGGAGUUUGCUAGUUCUCUUUAUAAUGUGUAACAAACAGAGUCAUGUACUCAUUCUUCAUCCUGUAAUGUAUCACCAUUUAUUACUGGAAUAUUUUCAUGAGAUUUCUCAUCUACAUUC